Molecule: messenger RNA, 8198 nt
Organism: Salvelinus namaycush (lake trout)
Lineage: Eukaryota; Metazoa; Chordata; Actinopteri; Salmoniformes; Salmonidae
Product: transcription factor SOX-6-like
Exons: 17
Coding region: 511-2814 (767 amino acids)
Biological process (GO): regulation of transcription by RNA polymerase II; positive regulation of chondrocyte differentiation; cell fate commitment
Cellular component (GO): nucleus
Molecular function (GO): DNA-binding transcription factor activity, RNA polymerase II-specific; RNA polymerase II cis-regulatory region sequence-specific DNA binding
Source: RefSeq, a predicted model, not a curated record
AAAUGCUUUGAAUACUUGCGACAUGGCCGCUCACAUUGAUUGCCAAGAUUGACAGCUCUGCGUCGUCUUCUCUUGUCUCCGAGAGAGAGGGAGAUAAAGAGGAUAGAUAACAACAAAAGCUCCUUGCAGUUUUGACAAUUAAACUUCAUAGAAAGAACGGGAUCCCCUCAUAGAGCCAGUGGGAACCACAGCAGACUUGAGUUCUCUUUCCUUUUUUCUACAGAUAGUAAUUGUUAUGUUUUAACGUAAUAUAGUGCGAAACACACGACUCGGGAUACGAUACCGUCAGGACCUGCAUCUCUCUUUUCUCGGCUGAUCUCAAGGACUAUCUGCACGUGGACUUCAGAGGAACUUGUGGUUUUGCGAGAGAGAAAAACAUUUCCGAACUGGAUCCGGCAUAAAGAUAUCGACUCCCUGACGCAUAUGGUGCCAGUCACUUUCAUGAGUUCAAAAUCAACUAACCAGUGAUCGCUGGGUGCUGGGGAUUUAAUCUUUCUGUUCAUCAGAAUAAUGUCUUCCAAGCAAGCCACCUCUCCGUUUGCCUCCGUCGCCGAUGGGGAGGAAGCCAUGAGUCAGGACCACCUGUCCUGGGAUAAGGAGGAGAGUGCGGAGGCCCACGGGACGCCCCAGCUGCCCCUGCACAGCCUGCUCCACAGCAAGGGCUCCAUGGACGAACUGCAGCCCCUCAGCAGUGUCCCUCCAGAGAGUGACUGGGACAGCAUGGUGUCAGCCCAGCAGCGCAUGGAAUCUGACAGCAGUAAAGUAUGUUCCCUGUACUCCUUCCGGAAUAACUCAACCUCCCCACACAAGCCAGAGGAGGGGGCCCGGGAGCGCGGCGACCUGCUGAGCGGAUCUGCGUUCGGAACGCCGGAGCGCCGCAAAGGAAGCCUGGCCGACGUGGUGGACACACUGAAGCAGAAGAAACUGGAGGAGAUGACAAAGACAGAGCAAGAUGAAUCCAGUUGCAUGGAAACACUUCUGUCAAAAGACUGGAAAGAGAAGAUGGACAGGCUCGACACUAGUGAUCUUCUGGGAGAAGUCAAAGGUACUCCAGAGAGCCUGGUAGAGAAAGAGCACCAGCUGAGCACCAUGAUCACUCAGCUGAUCAGCCUGAGAGAGCAGCUCCUGGCCGCUCACGAUGAGCAGAAGAAGCUGGCCGCCUCACAGAUGGAGAAACAGAGGCAGCAAAUGGAGCUUGCCCGCCAGCAGCAGGAACAGAUUGCCAGACAACAGCAGCAGCUUCUGCAGCAGCAACACAAAAUCAAUAUCCUCCAGCAGCAGAUUCAGGUCCAGGGUCACAUGCCUCCGCUCAUGAUCCCCAUUUUUCCACACGACCAACGAACCCUGGCAGCUGCUGCCGCAGCCCAGCAGGGCUUUCUCUUCCCACCAGGAAUCUCUUACAAGCCAGGUGAUAACUACCCGGUGCAGUUCAUUCCAUCCACAAUGGCAGCUGCGGCAGCGUCAGGACUCAGCCCCCUCCAGCUUCAGCAACUGUAUGCCGCCCAGCUUGCCAGCAUGCAGGUCUCUCCUGGAGCCAAGAUGCCGCCACUCCCCCAGCCUCCCAACAACAGCGGGCCCAUCUCCCCCUCCGGCCUGAAGAACGACAAGAGAUCCUCCAGCCCUAUCACUCAAGUCAAGGAGGAGGGAACGCAGCCUCUCAACCUGUCCGCCCGGCCCAAGACGGCAGAGCUGGUCAAGUCCCCCACGUCCCCCACACAAAGCCUGUUCACAGGCAGCAAGACCAGCCCCAACAGCCUGUCCAAGAGUGGCAUCCAGAGUCCCCUCGGAGGCAUGGGCCGUGGGUCUUCUCUGGACAUCCUGUCCAGCCUGAACUCCACAGCGCUGUUUGGGGACCAGGACGCGGUGAUGAAGGCCAUCCAGGAGGCCAGGAAGAUGAGAGAACAGAUCCAGAGAGAGCAGCUGCAGCACCACCAGCAGGGCAUGGAGGCCAAGCUCUCUGCCCUCACAGGCAUGGGCCUCAACAACUGCAGCAGGGCUGACAAGGAGCGGGCACACUUUGAGAGCCUUGGUCACCAUCUUAGCAAACUGGGCGAGGAUGGCAAAAUUGGCCACAGAGUCAUCGACCUCACCAGGCCAGAGGAUCUGGAUGGAGGCGCCAGCACAGCCGAGGCACGGGUCUACAGGGAAGCCCGGGGGAGGAACAGCAACGAGCCCCACAUCAAGAGACCCAUGAACGCCUUCAUGGUGUGGGCCAAAGAUGAGCGCCGCAAGAUCCUCCAAGCCUUCCCAGACAUGCACAACUCCAACAUCAGCAAGAUCCUGGGCUCUCGCUGGAAGUCUAUGACCAACCAGGAGAAACAGCCGUUCUAUGAGGAGCAGGCCCGUCUCAGUAAGAUCCACCUGGAGAAGUACCCCAACUACAAGUACAAGCCCCGGCCCAAGAGGACCUGCAUCAUCGACGGGAAGAAGCUCCGCAUCGGCGAGUACAAGCAGAUGAUGCGCUCGCGACGGCAAGAGAUGAGGCAGUUCUUCACUGUGGGGCAACAACCGCAAAUCCCCAUCAGCACCAGCGCCGGCGUGGUCUACCCUGGGGCCAUAACCAUGGCAACGACCACACCCUCCCCUCACAUGACGUCUGAGUGCUCCAGCGCCUCAGCAAGCCCGGAGCCGGCCAUUCCCGUCAUCCAGAGCACCUACAACAUGAAGAUAGAGCCCAGUGCCAUGUUAACCAACGACCCCAUCAUCAACGGAGAGGUAGAUGAGAUGGACAUGUACGAGGACUUUGACGAGGAGCCCAAAUCGGACUACAGCAGUGAGACUGAGACACUGGAGCCCAUCGUCAGCGCCAACUGAGGCCUCUCAACACCCGAGCCGAGACAUACACACAUUCAUACUGGAGAACCAUCCCCAGGGCGGAAGACUGACUGAAGGAGGAGAAACAGAAGAACAAAAAAAUACAGAACAAAAAGAAAUGGUUCUGUUGAUGCAUCAUUUAGGAGCCUGCAUGCAUAUGUGGCUCCGUCAGAAUCAACAGCUAAAGGUCUUAAAUAUUUCUUACAGUGUGUGAAGCCGUUUGGUUUAGUUUGUUUUGUUUUUUGUUUUUUAUUAUCUCAUCGUUUAUUUUUUUGUGUUUUGUUCAUAGACAUUUACACAAUUAGGUUAUUGCCUAUACAACUUUGGAUGACAGGACUUGAAAUGUAACGUUUGAUAUGAACCCAUAAUUCUUACAGUCUUACUUUUUUUCUUAUUAUAUACAUAUUUUUUUCUCUUCAGUUAAAUGCUUUUAAUAGAUUUCAUUACUGUUUUUGAUGGGAGUUAUAUAUUCUCACUCAGGUAUGCUGUGCCAGCCAACAGCUUGUGAAUGUUUUAAAUACGAAUUUAUUUGAAAGUAUUUAGAAAGCAAAAUAUUUGGAAAUUCAUAUUAACUAAAAACAAACAAACAGAACAAUUCCACAAUUCUGGGACAUAAUCAGACUCCCGUAUUAUUAAUUGUAUUAGUAUUAUUAUUAUUAUAGUUAUUAUUGGUAUUAUUAACAUACUGUACGAUUUUGUGCAGAUGUGCCAAACGUUUCAAGGUUUUUUUCUCUUAAAUCAUUUGUUUGAGUCUCGAGGGAGAGACUCGAGUCUUAGACAAUCUCUUAAUAUCUUAGUGCGGCUUCAAAAUCCAGUUUCUUUAUAUACCUUCUAUAUUGAAACACUCAGGAAUCUGGAGACAGUGUGCUGUGUCUAGGGCAGGAACAGGAAGUGAUGCAAUAGCUUCAGGUGUGGUUAUUCAUAAUGGCAGCUGUUCUCCAUGGAGACCAAUGCGGUGACCAACAGGCCCUUCUCUCCCUGUCCCUCUCCAGCUCAUGUCACCAGCCCAGUCUAACACAGAGCACUAUAACACUCCCCUCACACUCUCUGCUCAUUCUUCAACUCAGUCUUACCAAGUUCUUAAUCAGAGUGAUUGUAAUCAGGCCAGAAUUCCAAGGGGCCAAAGGCAUCCAAUCUGUGGGAUUGGAAAGGCAGCGAAAGGCAGCUUUGGGGGCAUUAUAAUCACAAAUUGCUGUUUUACAAUGUGUAGCUACAGUACAUUCGGUUGAACACUUUAGCCCCUACUGGGGCGGCAAGUUUUAAAGUCUUUGGUCUUACAUUUUUUUUGUAAAAUCUUAAGUAUUUUUUCGACAUUGUAAAUCUUAAAUUGACACGAGAAGGUCUUAAAGCAGAGUUAACUACUGCAGCAGUCUUAAGAGAAGAGGCAGUGUGUGAGGGAAUAACAUCGUGUUUUUAUUAAAGGAGGGUUACAGACAAAGUAUUACAUUCUAACGAGUCAUAUGAAACACAACAGUAUUCCAUAAACCACACCAGAUCUGAGAUGGUGAUUCUCUACAUUCAUGCACUUAGAUAUUAACACUUACUACUUCAUUUUUCAACUAAGUUAAUAUUUUAUAUUGAACAAAAUGUUUGUUGUUUUAUAAUGGCCAGUUGCCUAUUUUACAUAAAGUUAAACUUAAGUAUUUUAGAGCAAUUGAAAAUGCACUUCUGUAUUUUAUUUACAUACAGACAAUGAAUAUGACAUAUAACACAAUCAAUCAGCUCUUAAUCUUGUGACAAUCAGUCACAAACUGAAAGUCCUUUACCUCUUGAAUGGUUAUUUUACCAGUUGAACAGAUCCCAGGUUGUUACCUAUGGAGAAACAGCUAGAGAUGGCCAGCAGUCAAGGCCUUACUGUCCAUAAUACAGCCCUCCUACAGGCCAGAAGGACUAAGUGCCUCCCUCUCUGCCCUGCCCCUGCCCUGUCUCGACCCCUUCCCAUGGCAACCCCCACACCCAGGGGGUGCCAUCUGGCUCAGAGUGGCAGGCAGCGCUAGGCUGGGGAGAGGAGAGAGGGGGAACAAUAAGGACGGGGCACGUAGGGCAUAUUGUGCUCUCCAUCAAAGCACAGACAGUGAGGCCUCCACCCCGUUUUCCACCCUGGCCCAGCCACUAGGCGCUGGCGAGCAGAUGGAACAAGUACAUCAAGCUGUGGGGGAUUAUUAAAAUGACUGACGAGUGGGUAUCAUCUCAAAUGCAGCAUUAUUAAUGCAUGAGCCCGGCUAUUCUCCUCCCGUGCCCUUGAACCUGUCCAUUUCAGACCAAGUCCAGAGGUUUAAAAUGAUCUAAAUGGCUGGUCACCAGCGCUAGCUGUCUACAUGGCCAGGACUCCCUCCUACUGCUGGUCACUGCAUUACUCUCCCAGGUCUAAUUGAUACAGAUGGCUCUUUAGUACUUUUAAUUUUACUCGACCCAUUCAGAGCUGGCUUUUAUUGUGUUGUGUCCACGUUUGAAAGCAUUUAUCUUAAGUCUUAGAAGUUUUUAAGCACCUCAUUAUUAAUUGCCAUUUCAGUUUCGUUUUCUUUUUUUGGUUGGUUGGUUUCUUUGUUGCUAUUGUUGUUUUAAGGUUCUUUUAAGGGAUUUCCUCCCAUACACAAACCUAAACGGAUUUCCCUCAAGGUCAACAUGUCUAGGUUUUUAAGCUGUUACUUCUGUUUGCUGGUUGAUUGGUUGAUUUGUACGUGAUUUGUACAUAUUUCUAUGUCCAUGCCUAACCAAUUCAGUGUGCUGGUAGUUACAAAAGGACUGUUGAUAGGACUGAAACUUGACUGCGCUUGUAUAACAAAAAAAUUACAAAAAAACAAAGAACUUAUAUCUCGCAAGGAGUCAAAGUGUUAUAAGCACUGGAUAUAAAUUGUAUUUUUAUCAAUUCUGACUAAUGUGAAGCUGUUGUACCAGAAAAAAACCUGAAUGAACAAAAGUCACGACGACUUGGACUCGUGGGCUCGUUCUCACAGUUACCAGAUUUGAAUAAUUUUUCAGUCUACUUGUUUUGUUUAUUUAUGCAAAGACAUGUGUAGUGAAUGAACACUUUGUCUAUGCUCCAGGGCCACCAAGGGGAGAGAGACAGCGCGCGAGAGAGACUGAGCAGUAAACUCAACAGAACGCUUGCAUAGUGACUGGUUAGCUGAGAAACACCGGAUUUCAGACACGCAUUUUAUUGGUCACAUAUGUUUUGUGUUUUAUAUUGUAUUUGAAGCUAUAUAGUGAGUAUAGACAUUGUAUUUAUUAGCCACUGUUGGCUCUAAAAUUGUCAGUAGAACAUAAUGAAAGGACAAUAAUCAGAGAGAAAAAAAAUAUGUUUAAUCAAUUGGAGCUUCAUUUUUCAGUAAAUUCACCAUUUCAUUAUAGAUUUUAUUGUAAAUACAACAUAGGAAAUAGAAUUAUAUUUUUGUUCAUAAGUACUUAGUGAAGUAUUAGUUAUGUAUUUGACUGUUAUUUUUUUCUUCCUUUUUUACAUCAGUGUAUGUUGAUCCAUGUUCUUAAAACUGACAAGUCACUGUACGUCAUGUAGAUUCUGAAUAUUUAUCCCAGUUGAAGAGAGCAGUAUUGGACGGUUGAGGAGAGCAGUAUUGGACGGAGCUGUAGCUGAGAUAGACAGACAGGCCCCUUCUUGCUAGUGUUUCAAUGACCUCCCUCAGACAAUUCAAGGAGCCAAUCAAAACCCAAGCUAUACUCCUUAGCCUUGGACAUUAAGGACAAAUGUUUUUUAAAUAAAUAACUUAAUUUGUAUCUAAUUACAUGCACAGUCGGUAAAAAUAAAGUACUCUGUAUCUUUCAUAGGGACAGUGGUAAAAUUCAUCUGAACAACAAGCAGUUAAGAUGUAUAUGUUUUUAUUAUACAACUUGCGUUUGCAAUCAUGACUCAAUCCUAGCGACAUACCUUAUCGCUUGUGUUUUGUGUUUUUCACAGCCCUCAGUGGUUAUACUGUUAUGUGUCAAAUUUGAACGGAGAGGUUGAUAGUAGCAUAGAUGAAUAGCUACAUUUUAAUUGCACAUCUGCAUGCAUUUGUUACAUUUAAAAUUAGAAUGACCCAAGAGGAUUUUAUUCAUUGGCAAUUUUACACAAGUGAGGUUCUUGGGGAGCUGAAAUUGAAGGGAGUGUGCAAAUAUUUUUAAGUUUUAACGUGGCACAAUGCAGAGCCACUCGUGUGUAUUCUAGGCCUAUACUAUUUUUGUCCUUUUCUAUGUGUUGCUGACCUUUUUAAAGGCAGCCCAUCCAGCCAUCAGCAAAGUGUAGUCAUGACCUUUUCUAUGAAUCCAUCUGUCUCUCAGCCAUGUAAAUGCGAACAAGAUUCAACAACUGAAGACUAAGCUUGUAUGCUGUUUCAAUAACUUAACUUAACUGUAAUGAUUUUUUCUGUCAUUGAACUUUGUGAUGUAUAUGGUGGGAAUGUUCUCUGUGUUCAUUGAGUUAGCACAAUUCACUGACAUGCUGGACUGACAUGCUAGCUGCUGUUCAGGAGUGUAACAUUUGCUGUUGGGGACAACUUAUACAGUUGUCAAUGGUACUUUGCUUUCUAAAUUUAUUUUUUGUCUCUCAAGCAACACUGUGUGUGGCUCUUCUGUCGCUGGGGCUGUUGCUGUUUUGAAACCGCUGGCAGACUGAUACAGUUUUCUGCGUAGAAAUCUAUUUCUUGGCAGGUACCUAGGCCCAGGGCAGGUAUUGUUAAGGGCGUAACUAGAGAAAAUGAAAUAGUGUCUGUUGCUGCUUUGAAAAAUGUUUUAAUUCUGAAAAUGUAAAUAGUUUAUCAUAAUAUCUUGUACAGUCCAGUGUAAAGUUUUUAAUUGAACGUAAAAAAAAAGGUUGCCAUCACAUUUGUGUUCACUUUCUUCUUCAUACAGUACAAAAGGACAGCUACUUGCUGAGGAUAUUAUUGUUAAAUUAAAAAAAGGAAAAGGUACUAAAAUAUUUUAUUUUGCUUGGCUUCAAAAUGUAAACCAGCAAGUCUUUGGUUUCCAUGUGCAGUAUUGACGUGAGGUAAACUUAAGGUGAAAUAAUUCUACAGUGGUAUGUAUUGGAGACCAGUCUCCUCUGUGUUGGUAGUAUUAAUACACUAUAUCAAAUAAAAUACACCAGAUGACUGACACAUUUGGGUGUAUCUAGGCACCUUAGUAAUGUGUGCAAAUAUCUAGGUUGUGUUCCCCACAGGAUGCAUUCAGGCAUAUUGUAAUGUAACAUCAUCUUUCUAUAUGUACUCAAUCCAUUGAUGUAACAAGGCAGGAGUGGGUUGUAUAACUGCCUGUUUAAGCUCAUUUACCUCAAGAGUUUCCUCCUUUUGCGUAAAAGAGUAAGAAAUUGUGUGACAAAGUCUCACCAUCACUCCCAUCUUUUGUACUGCUGUUGACACUUACAAAUUAAAGAGACAUUUUGUUUUAAGAUC